CCACUCCCCGACGCCCGGGCCCGACUCCCACUCCCUCUACAUCGUCGUUCCUCGUUCCGAAGUCCGAACCCUAGGUGGCCGCCGCCGGCAAGCACGGCGCCGGAGCUUGCGGGACAACAUAGGAAGGCCCAGCAGCGCUCCACGGGGACAGCGUGUGCGCCCACAGCUACUUAGGGCGGGGUUGCAGGGGGGUCCCAGCGGCCGGCGGCGGCCGAACGCCAGCGCCGGAGCCCGGAGGUGCUCCGCGGCGGCCAGCAGGCAUUGCGGCCUACGGCAUCGAUUCCACCCCUCUCCUCACUGCGCAUUCGCCCGUUCUCCCUUCUCUGCUCCGGCCUCAGCACAGGCGCGCGGCGAGUCAGCAACUGAGUUACUGACGCUCCUUUGAAGCCGAAACUCCUGCCGGCCCCGUCCCACAGGAGCCCCUGAAGCCUGCGCUCUCACUUGCCGCCUUCCACGACCUGCGUUCAGCAGCCCUAGAACAACCGCCUCCCUUUUCAUCUCCGACGAGGCGCCUCACUCCCAGCUGACACCCAAGGUGAGGAAUCUUACCGCAUCUCCUUCCUCAUCUGUCGAUCUAUUGACAUGCUUGUGAUUUUUGCAAUGGAUGUGCUCUGUUGAUCUGUUGCCUUGCUUGCAUUAUGGUCAUUUGUUGCCUUACUUGUGGUCUCUAAUCAUAUGAUUUGGGUGUGUUUGUUACUGUAUAAAGUUGCUACAGAUUGUUGUCUUGUACGUACUUGUUUGCUGAACUUGUGUUCAAAGUGUCAGGCAGUGCUUUCUUGAUUCAGUUGAAAUAUAUAAAUGGGAUUUAGUGUCGUGAUUGUACUGACAGCCAAUGAUUAUCAUUAUUUUAAAUAGAGAAAGUUCACGUCUUACAGUAAAAUUGUUGACGCAUUGUAAGGUAGAUUAGCAGAAAGUAAUUAUAUCAGAAAGUGUUAAUGUCUUCAGUCCAUUUUGCUGAUUAUUAUCUCUUUUUUUGCUGAUUAUUAUCUAUUUUACUCAUUGGACUAAUUGCUGGUAAUAAUUAGGUUUACCUCAUUGUUUGUGAGACAAUAGAUGAAUGAUGGUCUGGGCUAUAAAGGCAAUCGGGAUGCAUUUCAUAAUAGGGUGUUCUGCGAGUUAUGCUCGCCUUAUUUGGUAUGUGGCCACCAUGUAAACAGUGAUGAAGCCAUAUUAAGUCAAGUUAUAAACAGUGUUUUAAAGGCGUCGCCUAGGCGUCCAGGCAGACCCAGCUCGCCUUGGGUUACAAUGCCGCCUUGUUGCCUAGGCGUCGCCUAGGUGCCACCCAGGCGUACCCAGCUCGCCUCACCUCACCUUACCGCCUUUAAAACACUGGUUAUAAACCAUCCAGGCACUAUGAGAUAUGCGUAGUAUUCAUUUUGAAGUUGAACCAAUAUGUUUAAGAUAUAUAAUUUAUUAGAAAAAAUGACGAACAUGCGGCCAUGUUUAAAUGUUUGACAUUUGAAAUAAAAUUAAAUGAGCACUAGAGCAGUUAGGGAUACUAAAGAUAUUGUGCUGCAAAAGAACAAUCAACCCUCCCACAAUCUAGUAUUCCUAACACCCUCAGCAUCUGCAAGGUGCUUUUUAAAUCACAAGCUUAAACAAAAAUGGCCUUAGUUGCCUCAUCCUUCCCCUCCCUCUUAGCAUUUGAUCAGUGUGGACAGUGGCAAUCCAUCCAGACCUGGGAUUUGCGCACUCCUCUUUUAUUUGUAUGGAAUCCUAGCUUUCUCAGGUGGAUUUUCCCUCCAUUUAAGAGUUGUUCAUGGAGACCUCUUACCUGCUAUGAGAAAUGAAAUCCCAGUUUCUGUCCCUUGCCAUUUACUUGCUCAUUUAUGGAUGCAUGGUUCUGGUUUGGUCGUGUUGACAAGAUCGACCGAUCUCAGGUCAUGCCGUACGACUUGGGUCUCUAGGUGGGGAUAUAGUUCAAUUGAACACCCAUAGCCAGCGCUAAGUGCCGGUGGCUCCCACAUGAGUGGGUUCUGGGGAAGGGAUAAACCGAGGUUGGCCUUUCCCCUACAGUAACUGCAGGGAGGCUUCGUCGAACCCGUGGCCUGGUUCUCAGUGGGUUGGCUUCGCACCAUAGAUAUCAAAGCAUAAAAAACAAUGUUUCGCUAUCUAUUAUGCAUUGGGUUGUAUUUAGGACGUUGUGGCCUUGCUUGAUCCCUUUUCCAUUCCUUUUUUUUUGACAUUUGAAAGGAUUACUUUGAUCCCUAGAUGACGUGGAUAUUUAGCUCCUUCUGUCCUUCCCUUUAUACGAAAAUGGAAAUAUAAAAGCUCGUCUCUAUUUUAUCCCCAGUCCUUCACUUGAUAACAUUUUGUAGUGUUCUUGCAAGAAGAUAAAUAUUAUAGAAUGUCACAGAUGUAUAGAAUUUCUUUUGCACUUCAGUCCUCAGGUAGAUCAAGACUUUGAAAGGUGCGAGUAGCUUGUUUCACAAAUGUUAAAUCUUUGGCACCUAGAAUUUAAAGAUGACGGUGGAAGGUUUUCUAGAACAUCUCUUGUACGUUGGGCUCCGCUUUAGUAGAAAUUGUAUACUAGCGUAUCACUAGUUGCGUUGAGUAUUGUGGCCUUUUCUUUUUAUAUAUCUUUUGAGGUGAUAGGCACUACAGUCUUUUGCCUUGCUUGUUGCACACCAGGCAGUGCAAUGAAGGUUAAGAUUCUUCAGUGGCAUGCGAUAGCUUCUUGGACGUGGGACACACAAGAUGAGACAUGUGGCAUAUGCAGGAUGGCAUUUGACGGUUGCUGCCCUGACUGUAAGUUCCCUGGUGAUGAUUGCCCGCUGAUCUGGGGCGCCUGCAACCAUGCUUAUCAUCUUCACUGCAUACUGAAGUGGGUCAAUUCUCAAACAUCUACACCCCUUUGCCCCAUGUGCCGUAGAGAGUGGCAGUUUAAGGGCUAAGGCACAAUGACACAUCUGGAGAUGUAUUAUCACCAAGCGGCUUUCAUUUCUCACUGGAGAAUGCUGUAUUGUUUGCUGAAAAAGUACAAAUCCUGAUUGUCAGCACCUGCUUAAGUGACCCUGUGUAUGCUUCUGACUUUGUAAGGAAGCAACCAAACCACAGCUAGGCACCUGCUUAAGUGACAGUGUAAUAGUGUAUGCUCCCUGAUUUUAUCGCAAGUUUGUUUGUUCCUAUUGUUUAACUUCUGAAGGAUUCCAAUUGUUAGCCAUAGAUAUGCAGUUGAUUGAAUUCUUGUUAGCUGAAAGUAAAUUUAUGAUAUUAAGUUGUCCCU
Molecule: messenger RNA, 3226 nt
Organism: Panicum virgatum (switchgrass)
Lineage: Eukaryota; Viridiplantae; Streptophyta; Magnoliopsida; Poales; Poaceae
Product: anaphase-promoting complex subunit 11-like
Exons: 2
Coding region: 2640-2894 (84 amino acids)
Biological process (GO): positive regulation of mitotic metaphase/anaphase transition; protein ubiquitination; anaphase-promoting complex-dependent catabolic process
Cellular component (GO): anaphase-promoting complex; nucleus
Molecular function (GO): cullin family protein binding; zinc ion binding; ubiquitin protein ligase activity
Source: RefSeq, a predicted model, not a curated record